CUGUUUGCGAGAUGUUAUGAUUGGAGAAAAAUGGCGACGGGUCGUCGGGCAGCACUGACAACUGAAAGCAGUGCUCCCUCUCAAAACGAUCCAGGAAGAGAAUUGUUUGAAGCUUGUCGAAAUGGUGAUCUUGGAAAGGUUAAAAAAUUGAUCACCCCCCAAAAUGUGAACGCAAAGGAUACUGCCGGCAGAAAAUCCACCCCUCUUCAUUUCGCUGCAGGAUUUGGCCGCAAGGAUGUGGUGGAACAUCUGCUGGAGUGUGGGGCCAACGUACAUGCUCGGGACGAUGGCGGCCUCAUUCCUUUACACAAUGCCUGCUCUUUCGGUCAUGCGGAGGUGGUAACUUUGCUGCUUGCCCGCGAUGGUGACGCCAACGCCCGAGACAAUUGGCACUACACACCUCUGCAUGAGGCAGCCAUCAAGGGAAAGAUUGACGUCUGUAUAGUCCUCCUUCAACGUGCUGCUGAUCCAAACAUUCGAAACACAGAUGGAAAGACGGCUUUAGACUUAGCAGAUCCCACAGCAAAGGCUGUUCUGACGGGAGAAUACAAGAAAGAUGAGCUUCUUGAGGCUGCUCGGAGUGGUAAUGAGGAGCAAAUGAUGUCUCUGCUGACACAGCUGAAUGUCAACUGUCAUGCUAGUGACGGCAGGAAGUCGACUCCCCUGCAUUUAGCUGCUGGCUACAACAGAACUCGAAUAGUGCAGCUUUUGCUCCAGAAUGGUGCCGAUGUGCACGCAAAAGAUAAAGGUGGACUGGUGCCUUUACACAACGCCUGCUCGUAUGGCCAUUUUGAAGUGACAGAAAUGUUAUUGAAGGCUGGAGCCAGUGUCAAUGCCGUAGAUCUAUGGCAGUUCACUCCAUUGCACGAGGCAGCAUCCAAGUCGAGAGUAGAGGUCUGUUCCCUUUUGUUGGCUCAUGGAGCUGAUCCGACUCUCGUCAAUUGUCACAGCAAAAGUAUCAUGGACGUGGCUCCUAGUAGGGAGCUGCAGGAACGCCUUCAGUUCGAAUAUAAAGGUCAUGCCUUAUUAGAAGGAGCUCGUCAAGCCGAUCUGACCAGAGUAAAGAAAUACCUCUCAGUGGAAAUUGUAAAUUUCAAACACCCUUACACAGGCGAUUCAGCUUUGCAUUGUGCUGCUGCUUCACCUUAUCCAAAGCGUAAGCAAGUUGUAGAGCUGCUGAUAAGAAAAGGGGCCAACCUAAAUGACAAAAAUAAAGAGUACCUGGCAGCUCUGCACAUUGCAGCGGACAAAGCUCACUACGAUGUCAUGGAUGUUCUGCUGAAACAUGGGGCCAAGGUCAAUGCUUUGGAUGGCCUUGGCCAGACUGCAUUGCACCGAGUGGCCCAACAAGGCAACAUGCAGGCGUGUCGCCUCCUCAUGUCUUACACCAUAGACACCAGCAUUGUGUCUCUACAGGGCUACACUGCUGCUCAGCUGGCCACUGAGAACAUUCAGAAGCUCUUGAGGGAGGAUCCACCUGUCGGAGGCACUGACAUUGAUAUUCAACUUUUAGAAGCAGCUAAAGCAGGAGAUUUAGAACUUGUGAAGAAACUUGUGGCCACCAAUCUGCAUGCUGUGAACUGCAGAGAUGUGGACGGAAGGCACUCAACCCCACUGCACUUUGCUGCUGGCUACAACAGGGUGUCUGUUGUUGAGUAUUUGCUGGAGCAUGGGGCUGAUGUGCAUGCCAAGGACAAGGGUGGUCUGGUGCCUUUGCACAAUGCUUGCUCUUACGGGCACUACGAAGUGACAGAACUUUUGAUUAAGCAUGGAGCCUGUGUCAAUGUGGCAGAUUUAUGGAAAUUCACUCCCUUACAUGAAGCAGCCUCUAAGGGCAAGUUCGAAAUCUGUAAAAUUCUGCUCAAGCAUGGUGCUGACCCCAACAAAAAGAACCGUGAUGGGCACACACCACUGGACCUAGUCAAGGAAGGGGAUCAAGACGUUGGGGAUCUGCUCAGAGGGGAUGCUGCACUGUUAGAAGCUGCUAAAAAGGGAAACCUUGCCAGAGUGCAAAAACUAGCAUCAGAGGAAAACAUCAACUGUCGAGAUACUCAGGGACGGAAUUCAACUCCAUUACAUCUCGCUGCUGGUUAUAACAAUGUUGAAGUUGCUGAGUUUCUGUUAGAGAAUGGAGCUGAUGUUAAUGCCCAGGACAAGGGUGGUCUCAUUCCUCUGCACAAUGCUUCAUCCUAUGGGCAUGUGGACAUAGCAGCUCUGCUCAUUAAGUUCAACACAUACGUUAACGCUCAAGACAGAUGGGGAUUUACACCUUUACACGAAGCGGCCCAGAAGGGGAGGACCCAGUUGUGUGCUUUGUUGCUUGCUCAUGGUGCAGACCCAACAGUGAAGAACCAAGAAGGUCAAACUCCCCUUGAUCUUACCACGGCGGAUGAUGUUCGAGCUCUCCUACAAGACGCCAUGCCUCCCAGCACGAUGCCUCCCUCUCUGCCCAAGUCUCAGGCAGCCACACUGGCCAGCUCCAGUAACUCCUCCUCCAGCAACAGUCUUCUCAAUAGCAGUGGCUCCGACCUGGGCCCUGGGGCUGUCGGGGGCGCGGGCACACAGUUUGCAGGGGACGGUUGUGUGGACCGGUCUGUGGCUGAAGGUGAACGUAGCAUAGAGGGUAUUAGCGUCUCGUCCUUUUUAUCGAGCGUUGGUCUGGAGCAGUUACGGGACAUUUUCGAAAAAGAACAGAUCACCAUGGACAUUUUGGUGGAGAUGGGACACGAUGAACUCAAGGAAGUGGGCAUCAACGCUUAUGGCCAUCGGCAUAAAAUUCUCAAGGGGGUGGAGAAACUUACAGCAUCCAAAGGUGUACAGAAUGUGGUGGGUGCUCCUAGUCAAGGCACUGUGUUAAUUGAUCUCAUGCCAGAUGAUCCAGAAUUCAAUUCUGUCAAAGAUCAGAUGGUCAAUACUUUGAGGGACCACAAAGACAACGUUGGCGGAGUCUUUAACAGUUAUAACAUUCUCAAGAUCCAGAAAAUCCGAAACAAGAGAUUGUUUGAACGUUAUGGCCAUCGGCGGAAGGAAGUUGGGGAGGAGAACCAUGGACAGCCGAACGAGAGACAUCUCUUCCAUGGCUCACCUUUCAUCAGCGCAAUCGUUCACAAAGGAUUUGAUGAGAGGCAUGCUUACAUUGGUGGAAUGUUUGGCGCAGGUAUCUACUUCGCAGAGAACUCCUCCAAAAGCAAUCAAUAUGUCUAUGGCAUUGGUGGUGGAACAGGAUGCCCCACCCACAAAGACAGAUCUUGUUACAUUUGCCAGAGGCAACUUUUACUUUGUCGUGUGACCCUGGGCAAGUCAUUCCUUCAGUUUUCCGCCAUGAAGAUGGCCCAUGCCCCACCUGGCCACCACUCGGUCAUCGGCCGGCCCAGCACAGGUGGUCUCAACUAUGCAGAAUAUGUGGUGUACCGAGGAGAGCAGGCAUAUCCAGAGUACCUCAUAACUUUCCAGAUUGCUAAGAUAGACAGCCUGGAGCUGCCCAGUCCAUGAAAUAUGUCUCUGCAGAAGGAGGAAUGUGCUCAGUCCGUGGAUAUUCCAGAGGAAGAAUUCUCAGGAUAGGGAUCGUCUGGAACUCAACCAUAGAACUGGAAAGAACCGAAUUCCCACUUUGUUUCUGACCUCUUGAUUCAAGAGUUGUGGUUUUUGAGUCAGAGCAAUGCACGUUUUAAAAAAGCGUAUUCUCUUUAGGGGAAUUGUGGAAGAGAAUACACUUGUGAUGGCUCGAUCAUCGCAGAAAAUGGAUAGUUUAUGUGAGCUCUUGGUGUUAUCACACCAUUUACUUCUUUUAACGGUCGCUAGUCCGGAUUGAUUUGUAGGAAAUGUGGUCCUUCAUCCUUGGACAUGAGGUAAAUUACUGUUCUGCAUCACCAGCUAAGACUGGGGACCGGGGGAAUUUUUGUUGGUGAUGCUGGUUAGCGUUGCCCCCGAGUCUUUGCUCUCCUGUGACUUCCACAUGUCCUGUCUGUUCAGCUCCAGUAACACCGAGAUACUCACUGACUGAUCUUUAAGCUUUGGGUUAAAACGUUUGGAGAUUCUCUACCAUUCAACACAGUUUUGUCUUGUUCUAUCAUAUUCAUAGUACCUGUUUAUUUUUCACUUGUUUGUUUGUAGGAGUGCUGGAUUGAAGGCAUUAUUUUCAUGCUUAAAGGCGACUGAGACAUGACCUUGCUUUGAAUAGUUGAGUACGUUAGCUUCAUUUUUGUAAUUUGGAGCCAUAAUUGAAAAGUUGAAAUUGUAAAUAGAGAAAUGAAAUUCUUUUUUUUUUUUUUUCAUACUUCUGAAAUUUAUCUUGCAAGUCAUAGUAUAGUAUUGAGUGAAUAUUAAUUAGGAACAUCGAUCACAGUUUAAGUGGAAUUAAAGAAAUUUACGGAAACUUUCGUUCUUGCUCAAAAUGACUCCCAUUGAGAAUGGGGUUCCUAUGAGGGACUUGAUUUUAUAGGACGUUACUUUUCACAUUUUCCUGUCUUACUUGAAUCUUUUUUCGUUAAUUGAAUGAUUUUUUGUAGUGUAUGAUAGUCCUGGAAGAUUAUUUUCCUUUUGUUUAGUUUGUGAUGUGAACUUUGUUCACAUGUACAAUUCCCUGUAAGACCGAGCCAUAUAAGUGGCUUCGUUCUAGUAAUAACGCUAUUUAGUGAAUAGUAAGUCUUUUAAAAUGCCUCCUACCUUGUUACAGUCUGUGAAAUAGCUUCCUGUGCUUGCUGAUCAUUUACCCUUUGCUUCCUAUUCUGUUCCUAUUUUACAACAGGAAGCAAAGUGUUAAUGCUGAUAUUGCAGUGCUUGCCCGGGAACAAUUAUUUUGUUGGCAGUGUUUAGUUUUUAUUCAUUUGUGUCCUUUUGAUAUUUUUUGGCCUCUUUUGAUUUGCAUUAGUUUUGCCAUUGCAAUUAUAUUUUUCACAAUUCUUUAUGAUCCUGUGUAUCGAUUUGUUAUCAAACUCAAUUGGUUUUUAUUUUUUGUUUUUUGUUCUUGCUCCAGUUUAUGAUUCGUUUUUUCAAGGGAGGAGUGGCUGUUGUCUUUUGCCUGGCUCAAGUCCCCUGUUGGAGUGACAUCAGUAGUAAUAUAUUAGGUGAUGUGAUUUAUACUUUACCUUCUUUUUUUUGUUUCUGUCCUCUUUUUUAAAUACUCCUCGUUCAGGGCUACGCUCUCCAUUUUUUAAAUAAUAUUUUAAGGUCCAUUGGGAUGUUAAACUCGUACAAAGUUGAAAAAUGUGACAUUCUGUCUUCUUCUUCACAUUACUGUAGUCUCCACCUAACCGCACGGUGCUCAGGAGAGCUCCUUAGCGUGUGUUUAUACGGAGUGUAUGUUUACAUGAACCUUUGCAAAGGGAGGAAGGGACGCAGUCAUCUCAUUGCCUUGAUAUUCUAGUGACCUCCCUUUGGGGUGGGGGGGUCUCUUAAGGCUGAUAAUAUGACAAGUGACUGUUUUAUGAAGGAUUCCACUACUGCGGUUAAGAGUACAAAAAAGGCGUUGAAUGGGUGGGGGGCAGAAAGACAAACUGAAAUGUAAUAUACACCAUAAAAUGUCGGGAACAGAUAACCUAAAAGGAAAUUGUUGGCCCAGCCAUGUGGCUUUCCAAGCGACCACCCCCGACCGUAAAUUCAUGGACGAGCAUUCAUGCAUGUUGCACAUCAUAGGCCUAGGUCUAACU
This is a messenger RNA of Aplysia californica (California sea hare), 5648 nucleotides long. Its product is annotated as poly [ADP-ribose] polymerase tankyrase-1. The coding region runs from base 31 to 3492 and encodes 1153 amino acids. The record is from RefSeq and is a predicted model, not a curated record. The transcript has 28 exons. Gene Ontology annotation, molecular function: protein binding; NAD+ poly-ADP-ribosyltransferase activity. Lineage: Eukaryota; Metazoa; Mollusca; Gastropoda; Aplysiida; Aplysiidae.